AUGUCCAAUGGAAUGAAGCAUCCAUGGCGGCGGUCGGCCUCCAAAAUGAGCAUCGUUUCAGCGACGAGCAGCGUGGAUGCCAAAUCAGUAACGGACCUAGAGGACAUAUUUAUGCACGCGGCUGAGUUCGGUGACGUGGAGACGGUACGUCGCAUGCUAACGGAGAGCCCGCACGUAAACGUUGACUGCGUCGAUACGCUGGGACGUAUUCCGCUACAGCUUGCGGUGAAAAACGACCAUCUCGAGGUUGUAGAGCAACUCCUGGACCGCUCCAGCAAACGUCACGUGAUGGAGGCGGUCAUGCAGGCCAUCAGCGCCGGUCAUGUGCUCAUUGCGGAGACCAUCCUUAAACACAAGCGUUACCUCGAGAUAUGGAAGGACCGGAAGAAGUUCGGGGAUGAUGACCACUUCUUCAAGACGCAGUUCGAGGAUUCUCAGUUCUCGCCGGACCUGACGCCCCUCAUCCUGGCGGCCCAGAAGAACCAGUUCGAGAUCGUACAGCUUCUGCUCAUGCGCGGCGACCGUAUACAGUCGCCGCACAAGUUCAGCUGCCAGUGUCAAGAAUGUGAGAACAAACGAAAGUUCGACCAGCUGAGAGCCGCUAAAUACCGUCUGAAUGCGUACCGUGGUCUGGCAAGUGACGCGUACAUAUCCUUGUCCAGCAAGGACCCGAUUCUUACAGCGUUUCAAUUGGCCAAGGAGCUCGGUAAUCUCGCCAAGGACGAGAAGUGCUUUAAGCAAGAGUACAGGGAGCUGCGGAAGCAACUUAGCGAAUACGUCGUCAAGCUUCUGGACCGCGUGCGCACGCACGAUGAACUCGAGCUCGUGCUCAACAAGACGGGCAAGCCUGGCGAGGACAGAUACAGCACACUGGCACGCCUUCGCCUCGCGGUUCAGUACCAGGAGAAAAAGUUUGUGGCUCAUCCAAGCUGCCAGCAACGUCUUGACAAGAGCUGGUUAGAAGGGAUUGACAGUUUUAAGAAAGCUGGAAUUUUCAAGAAAGUCUCCAUGGUGGCGAUGUUUUUGCUUGCAUAUCCGGUACUCAUCCUCAUAUACAUAGCUGCACCGAACGCAGAUAUUAAGGGCGUGCGGGCGCUCAAGUACCCUUGGAUCAAGUUCGCCGUGCACUCAAUAUCAUAUAUCGCCUUCCUGGUAAUGAUAGCCGUGUUUACCGUCGAGGCUACCAGCCACCACUCCCGCGACUAUACACUAGGCAACUUAUAUCCGGAUAUCUACCAGAAGUACAACGCAAUGCGCAACGUGUCUGCGCAGUUUCGUUUCGGCGAAGAUCUUCCGUUGCGACCCAUGUUACCAAGUCCACUCCAGUUGCUGAUUUCGAUCUGGAUUGCAGGUAAUCUGUGCCACGAAUGCGUUCAGAUUUACCAGGCCGGGUUUGACGCCUACGUCUCCUCGUUCUAUAAUAUCAUGGACUUUGCAAUCCUCGCCGUCUACGUCUGCUCGUUCACUCUCAAAUACGUCGCCAUGGUGAAGACGCCCGUGAUGCAGGUUCACAUUGCAAUACGGUACCUCGCUACAGCGGAGAUGGCGAACAUUGCUGCACAAGAUAUGAACUACACACAGUAUAGCCUUUACUGGAUUGUCGCAGACCGGUUUUACUGGCUGACAUGGGAUCCUAUCAACCUCUCCGAGGGGCUGUUCGCGGUGGCCAACGUGCUAACGUUCUCGCGCAUCUCCUACUUCCUGCCGGUCAACGCCGCCCUCGGGCCGCUACAAAUCUCCGUUGGCAGGAUGAUCAGGGAUAUCAUCAAGUGCCUGUGCCUGAUCACCAUGGUGCUAGUUGCCUUCGUGAUCGGCCUGCAGAACGUCUACUCGUACUACCACGUGCGGAGGACCAUCGAACUCAUCGAUCACAAGAUCAAACCGGAAGCGGAAGAAGCGUUUGGAGACAUUGUGAGCACGUUCCGAACAGUGUUCUGGUCGGUGUUCGGUCGCGGGGGGACAGAUGUGGUUCUGCUUGACCAGUACAACAACUACGUGACGGAGAAUUUCGGCAACUUCCUGUACGGCCUGUACAACGUCAUCAUGGUUACCGUGCUCAUCAACAUGCUCAUCGCCAUGAUGGCCCGCUCCUUCCAGGCUAUAGCGGAGGAAGCGGAUAUUGAAUGGAAGUUCGCGCGCAGUGUACUUUAUCUGGAGUACAUGAGUAACGGACAGGUACUUCCGGUACCUCUGAACCUAGCACGUAUUCCACGCGGUCUCCUUGAGUGGUUCUGCAUCCGCUGUGAUGUCACUGAGGAGAACCUCGAACCGCCUGUAGACCAUGAUAUAUACGGAAAUGACGUCACGAAUGUCACGCAUGGGCUCAAUAACGACGAGGCUUCGCCCGCACUUCCCAAGGCGCUCCGGAAAGAACCCUCGGCGGCUGCAUCGCCGGCUUCGAAAAGGCAAAGAAUUUCUUCGGCGGCGUCGGGCAUGUCGGCCUUUGGCAAGAAACUACACAGGAGGUCCACAGUUCGAAAGACCAGCCUGCCGGGAUCCGUUUCCGGCGUCAAUCAGUACCAGAAAGUUAUGCAACGGAUCGUGCAGCGAUACAUAUUUGACAUACAGAGGGAAGAGGAAAUUACAGAAGAUGACUUUAAUGGGAUCAAGCAAGACUUGAGUGGUUUACGCCACGAGAUGCUGAGCAUUUUGAACCGCCAGUCCCUCGUUGACGUCUUUGAUACGGCAUUCUCAACUAGACGACCAUCUAAAGACUACCUCGAGGACAUAAGCAAACGGAGAAGGUCCGCGAUGUCGAAACUGCGUAAUCUUCGUCUGGCCUCGCGGUUCUCAGGCUCGACAGACAGCAAGAGAGCAGAACAGGGGGAGGUAGACGAAAAUCUGGUGGUACAAGAAAACGAUGAAGACUUGAUCCCCGAGGAUCAGUUAGCAGACGAAGGCGACACUGAACACAACGGCGGAGCGGAGGAUGAUUUAGAGGAGGCCGACACUGAACACAACGGGGGAGCGGAGGAUGAUUUAGAGGAGGCCGACACUGAACACAACGGCGGAGCGGAGGAUGAUUUAGAGGAGGCCGACACUGAGUCGCAGACAGCAAAUUAUGGCCAUAUAAACAGACAGGGUUUGACAGAUGAAGCUGACGAUAAUAAUGAUCCAAAUGUUGAGGAUGAAUAUGUUGAUGAUGGAUAUCAAGAAAACCAGGACAACGAUUUCGAUGCGACGAGUGCAGGUGAUCUCUAUGGUCAGGUUAACGACGCCCUUUCGAAAGUUAAAAUCUACGAAUGAAUUAAAUAUAUAUGAGCUGCUUCAUGCGAAGAGACAAUUAGAAGUGAGACGCCAAAAAAAUUGCAUUGACAAUGCUAUUUAAGUUUUUAUUCUUUUUCUUUUUUGUGUGUUGUUU
Messenger RNA from Dreissena polymorpha, 3361 nucleotides. Its product is annotated as short transient receptor potential channel 7-like. The record is from RefSeq and is a predicted model, not a curated record. Gene Ontology annotation, biological process: manganese ion transport; regulation of cytosolic calcium ion concentration; calcium ion transmembrane transport. Gene Ontology annotation, cellular component: membrane; cation channel complex. Gene Ontology annotation, molecular function: inositol 1,4,5 trisphosphate binding; protein binding; store-operated calcium channel activity. NCBI's taxonomy places the organism in Eukaryota, Metazoa, Mollusca, Bivalvia, Myida, Dreissenidae. The transcript is spliced from 20 exons. The coding region runs from base 1 to 3246 and encodes 1081 amino acids.